Molecule: messenger RNA, 625 nt
Organism: Meloidogyne enterolobii
Lineage: Eukaryota; Metazoa; Nematoda; Chromadorea; Rhabditida; Meloidogynidae
Source: the annotation of a GenBank genome assembly
GAUUAAAAAGCAGAAAAUGCCCCCAAUUUUGAUUUGGAAUAAAUGUAUUGAAGUAAAAAGUCAAGGAAUUGGUUAUCCAGAUUAUCCAGUGAUUAAUUCAAACAUUAAAUGUCCUUUCAAUUGCACUUUUACUAACGAUAGAAAAUUUGAGAUGAAUGUUUCAACUAUACUUUUCUUUAUACAUGUAUAUUGUUUAAUAAACGAAUGGCCCCAGAAUCGCAGAGAAGAUCAAAAUUAUAUGAUGUAUACAGUUGAAAGUCCUACAGAAACUUUGAGACAUUAUGACAGAAAAUUUCUAACAAACAAAUUUUUAAAUAGUUCAGCUACCUAUCGUUUAGAUAGUUCUGUAUUUAUGCCAUAUGAUGCUUUAACUAGAAUUACUCCAACUACUCCAAAAGAAUAUAUUUGGGAUCAAGAAGAGGUUGUGGCAAGAGUUAAAAAUAAAACAAGAUUGGCCUUCCAAGCAAUUUCUCAUUGUAAUGCUACAUCCGGUCGUGAUCUUAUUUCAAAAAGAUUACAAAAGCUGAUAGGAUUGGAGGUUGUUGGUAUUUGUUUUAGAAGAGGGUGCAAUGAUGAAUGCUAUAACCGAAAUAUAGGUAAUUUAAAUUUGAUUGAAAUUAGCUAA